AGUUUUGAUGUUAGUAUUUACUUUCAAUAAAUGCAUUAAUAGAAAAAAAUGCUUCAUUUUGCAGUAAAGUUGAACUGUGUAACAACUGUGUAAUCUGACAUUUCUGUUUGUCUACUUUCAUUUGCUCAUAUAAAGUUCCUCCCCUUGUGAUAAGCUAUAAAAUGGGCUCUGAAACAGACGUUAUUACAUUCACAUCCUGAUCAAAGAUGGAUCUGCAAAUCUCAGUUUUUCUUCUCUUCAUUCUUUUCACUGCAGGACACUCUCUCCGCUGUUAUGAGUGCAUGAAUGUGGUGAGUUCUUGUGCAGAUCAAAAGGUAAAUACAUGUCCCAGUGGAUCUUCUCAGUGCAUGAGUACAACAAGAGUAACAAAAGAUGGUUCAAAAAAUAAGUAUAAAAGUUGUGUUCCUCAGUGUCAAAGUGGGUUCGUGAACAUAGGCACUGCUAAGUCAACUGUUACCUGCUGUAACACAGACGAGUGUAAUGUCCAAGAUGCUCCAGAUCGCAGCAGUAAUGUCCCCAAUGGAAAGAAAUGUUACUAUUGUGAUGGAGAAAGCUGCACAAACACAGUGAGCUGUUCAGGGACUGAAAACUACUGCAUUCAUGUAAUAGAGACUUUUGGAAACCAGUCAGUUGUUUCAAAAGGCUGUGUGUCUAAAUCCUUUUGUGAAAACACAGCACAAGGUCCUAGAGUUCAGAACAUCUCAUGUUGUGAGGGGAACCUGUGUAACGGUGCUCAGAGUGUCUCCCAGAGCUUCCUGUUCCUCUGCUGUUCUCUGCUCUCCUACUUCCAGCUGCACUGAAUCCAGCAGCUCUUCACAUCCUACAAUCAGACACACUGUACUGAAUAUAGAGCUUGCAUUUUUUUUUUUCUUACUAUAUUUCGUGACUUCAAUAUUCAAGCUGUUUGACUAUAGAUCUGUAAAUGGUGUUACAUUAUGUAGCUCCUACAUAUAAGCUCUAGGGGGCAGUGGGUGAAGAGGUAGUAAAGUUUGAAUGUGGAGGAAGCAAUGACUCGUCUUUUAAAAUAACAAAGUGACCUGGUGUGAUGAAUUGAAAAAGAUAUAUAUAACACUCUGCACACAGGGAUGCACAACAGCACACAAACAUGCCAAAUAAAAAUAAAAGGAUUACAAUGUAAAAGAUUAUUAUAAAGAUAAAAAUGCCUACAUGUCAUAAUGGAUAGUCAUUGCAUGUAUCAAAAUUACCUAUUUGCAGUAAUGACAAAUGAAAUUGGCUAAUAUUUUGACCAAUCGUGGCAAUACAACAUUGUAUUUAAA
Molecule: messenger RNA, 1277 nt
Organism: Ctenopharyngodon idella (grass carp)
Lineage: Eukaryota; Metazoa; Chordata; Actinopteri; Cypriniformes; Xenocyprididae
Product: urokinase plasminogen activator surface receptor-like
Exons: 5
Coding region: 207-800 (197 amino acids)
Source: RefSeq, a predicted model, not a curated record